Closterium sp. NIES-65 is the source of this 3225-nucleotide messenger RNA. The record is from the annotation of a GenBank genome assembly. Lineage: Eukaryota; Viridiplantae; Streptophyta; Zygnematophyceae; Desmidiales; Closteriaceae.
AUGACCCCGACACCUAUCAUGGGAUGCACCGUAAGGCAUCAAGGAAGACCCAUCCUUUGGCUUUUCCUCCUGCUCAUCACUCAGUCGCUCAAAAGCGUCGAUGCGAUUGUGGAUGGCUCGUCUCGAUUUGGAAGGCAAUUGCGAGCAAAUGGUGGUGGGAAUGGCGCCAGCAGUGACAAGAAUCUUCCAACAAAACUGUACAUCAUCCGCUUUCGCGCGCUCCCCCCUGUAGUCGCGUACACGGGCUCCCUCCUGGGCUUCCCCUCCACGGCUCCGCGCAACGGCUACUCCGCCGCAACAGCCGCUACCCCGGAUGAUCUUGCAGACGAUAUUACAGCGAGAUCAACCGGCUUGACAGGCGCGGCGGUCAGCCCUGACGUGCGUGACGAUGGCGAGGCUCCAGCAGGGCGGCUGGACUCGGGGGAAGAGCACGUGAGAGCGUACGCGCAGCAUCUGGACCGCAUGCACGACACGGUGCUCGCAGAGGCCGGCGUGCAGCCCCUCACGCACAAGCUCUACAGCUUCAGAUACGUCACGAAUGGCGUCGCCGUGCGGCUAACCCUGCGGCAAGCGGCGUUACUGAAGCGGCACCCAGCAGUGGGCUCGCUCAUGGAGUCGAAGAUCCUUCAUGCGCGUACCACGUUCACUCCAUCGUUUCUUGGGUUGAGGGACGGGGUAUGGGAUCGUCGGCCCAUCCCUGCAUCCACACCUGGGGCACUGCAAUGGCUCGCGGCGAGAGGUGCCAGGGGGGCAGGCGGCGAUGGGGGCACUCGGGCGAGAGCAGUGCGCGAAGCACAAGGAGCAGCGCCGGCAGCGCGCACCGCGAGCGCGGAACCAUCGCGAGAAACGGGCGGUGCUGAUCGGCGGGUGGGACUGGAAACAGUGGACGGGGUGAUGGGCGCGGACGUGGGGCAGCGGCUGAACGGCAGCACAUCCCGCGGAGAUACGUCUAGCGGUACGGGAAGUGCCGAUAAGGAUGCGCGAUCGUAUGGGGUACGGGCUGGCAGGAAGCGGGGUGGAAAGCGAGUAGACACUGGCCUGCGCGGGGAGAAUGUUAUCAUAGGCGUUAUCGACACGGGCGUGUGGCCGGAAAAUCCCGCCUUCACCGGGAAGGUUCUUCCGCAUUACGGCCGCAUUCCACGGCGGUGGCGUGGGUCGUGCACGGUCACCAAGGACUGGCCGAGCGGCGCGUGCAGCCGCAAGCUGAUCGGCGCGAAGGCGUUCUUCAAGAGCAUGCAGGACGACGUGGACUGGAGCGUCGAGUACCCGUCGGCGCGCGACGUGCACGGCCACGGCACGCACACGGCCAGCACGGCCGCCGGCAACGACGGCCGCACGGCGGUGCUGCGUGGCGUGCGGUUCGGAUCAGAGAGCGGCAUGGCGCCUAGAGCGAGGGUCGCCGUCUACAAGGUGCGAUGCUGCGAGAUGACGGGUGGGUGGUUGUGGAGGGAUGAGGCCAGAGAGGGAAGGUUGCGUGGCAGUGAGGAAAGUGCGGUGCUCGUACAUGGCGUACAAUGCUUCUGCACGUUCGGCGUUACUCAGCGCCCGUUGUCCUCUUCCCCCCAUCAGACGCUAUGGACGUUGAAGGACGGCGGUGCGGUGAGCGCGGAGGCGGACAUCGUGGCGGCGAUCGAGGCGGCGGUGGCGGACGGCGUGGACGUGCUGACCAUGUCGCUGGGCGGCCAGGCGUCGCUCUUCGACGUCGACCAGCUCGCCUUCCUGCACGCCGCGCAGGUGAUUCCUGCCACACCCCCACCAACGCGCAUGUGCCGCGUCUGUGCCGGUGUGUUCGUGUCGGUGCCGGCGGGCAACAGCGGGGCGGCCAUCGAGAAGCAGUACUUCACGUGCACGCUGGACCACCCCGCGCCCUGGUACACCACCGUCGCUGCCAGCUCGCACGGGCGCAACUACAGCACGGCCGUCACCAUCGGCGGCACCACGUUCGUGGGGCGAUCACUGGUGGGCGGCAAGGGCACGGCGCUGAGAGCGGGCAUCAUACUCGGGUCGGACGCCAACAGGCCGGGCGCCAACAGAAAUGCGGCCAACUUUUGCGAGCGGGGCUCGCUGGACCCCGGCAAGGUGCGCGGCAAGAUCGUGGUGUGCACGCGCCCCAGCACGCAGGGCUCGCACUCCGCGCGCACCUUCAACAUCAGCCGCGCUGCCAAGGCGGCGGGCGCCGUGGGCGUGGUGAUCGCGAACCAGGACCCGGGCGACAGCACGGCCGCCAUGCUGCACGACCUGCCCGCCUCGCACGUGGACGCGGACGCGCGCGCCAAGCUCAUCUCGCUCGUCAAGGCCACGGCAAGCCCCAUGGCGUCACUGUCGCCGCUGUUCAUAGCGCACUCGCCGUCGCCCACCAUGGCGUGGUUCUCGUCCACGGGCCCCAGCACGGACCCCUACCAGACGUUUGACGCCGCCGCCAUGGGCAGCAACCUCAACGACGUGGUGAAGCCCGACCUCACGGCGCCGGGCGUGGAGAUCUGGGCGGGGUGGACGCAGUCGCCCUUCCAGGUCACCGACAUGGGCGUCACAGACGCUACGAGUGUGAGGCCGGGUGCAGUGACAGCGCAGAUGGUGAGUGGCACGUCCAUGUCCACCCCACAUGUGGCGGGCAUCGCAGCGCUCAUGAAGCAGCACCACCCCGAGUGGAGUCCGUUCGCCAUCAAGUCAGCGCUGCAGACCACAGCGUACGCGGUCAACAGCGCCAGCGCGCCCAUCGCCAAUGAGGACGGCAGGGUGGCCAACGGCCAUGCCAUGGGGUCCGGACACGUCUUCCCUGCUCGUGCCUUGGAUCCAGGGCUGGUGUACGACAGCAACAUGGUGCAGAUGGUGCAGUUCCUCAUCGCCGUGGACCCCUGGGAAACCAAGCAGACCAGUGCCUACUCCUCCCUGCCUGCACGCCUGCGCACGGCCAUUCCUUCGUACAACGUCAACCUCCCAAACAUUGCUGUGAGCAGGCUGCAGAAGAAAGCGGUGGUCACGCGUGUUGUCAAGAAUGUGGGCUCAGUGGCAUCAACUUACAAGGCAACAGUGGUGCGCCCGAAAGGAGUACGGGUCAUUGUAAGCCCUGCAAUGUUUACCAUAGCCCCUGGUCAAUACAGCAAGUAUACUGUCACGUUUUUGGUGCGGAAGCCAAGCAAUCACUUCAAGUUCGGGAGCCUUGUAUGGACGGAUGGAGUACACACUGUCCGUUCAGUCUUGGCUGUUCAACCUCUUUCCCGCUGA